Molecule: messenger RNA, 8252 nt
Organism: Dreissena polymorpha
Lineage: Eukaryota; Metazoa; Mollusca; Bivalvia; Myida; Dreissenidae
Product: DDB1- and CUL4-associated factor 11-like
Exons: 17
Coding region: 359-2110 (583 amino acids)
Biological process (GO): proteasome-mediated ubiquitin-dependent protein catabolic process
Cellular component (GO): Cul4-RING E3 ubiquitin ligase complex
Molecular function (GO): protein binding
Source: RefSeq, a predicted model, not a curated record
CAGAUAUUGGACUGCAGUAGGAUAUUGGCUGGGUUAGCUGUCAAGGAGGUUUUAUUUCAUGGUGAAUACCAGUUCAAGAGCAUGUUACUUAUUUUGGUUAAAGCUGUCAUGGAUGGCACAUGAAAGUUAAUAGCGUGUAAAGUGAUAGUAAGCAAACAAAUAUUACAUGUACACUAAAUUGACGGAAAGGCAACACUGUUAUUUCAACUUAUGUGUGAUCUGCAUAUUUGGAUUAUUAAUUUUAAAUUGCCUUUUUUGAAAUGGAUUCAGGAUUAUACUUGAUAACUGUUGUAUUGAUGUAUUAAGGUGACAUUGUAACUUUUCUACUCAAUAAGUGUAACCUCAAAAUGAUUGCUUCAUGGGGUCGAUCAAUUCCUCCAAUCGACGCAGGAGAAUGAGUGGAUCGCUGGACUUGAGUUUACCACAACGAGAGGAGCUUUCAGUCGGGAACCAAUCUACUGGUUCAGCAGGGGAUGAGAGGGAGGGACAGGAAACAGUAGAGGUCACAGCACACGAUAGCGACAGCAGCACAGAUCUCUCUGCAAUAUUGGCGUACUUAAUACGAAGUGUUGGUGUUUCCAGCGGGCAGGUUCGGCUCCUGUCGACGGACCCUGAUGAUGACGAGUACGCCUCGGAAGAAGAAUGUUUUGACAAAUCUCAGAAGCCAGUGGCGGAUUCAAAUCCAGAUACAUCUAGAAUCAAGAACAAUGACAUCUAUGAGGAGAUUAUGCUGCGGUCAGGUCGCAGUAGUGCCCUGGACAAGAGCCACUCCACUGUCACACAUAUGAUCUACAAGAGGCAGAUUGGGAUGAAAAAUCAUGGAAAUUUCACACCCAGUGACAGAAGAGUUAUCUGUAAACCUUUUCUUCCCAACUUUUGUGAGACAAUUGGCUGCUACAGACAGAAGGUGUUCUGUGGUACUUACUCGGUCGAUGGCAACAUAUUUUUGGCUGCCUCACAAGAUCACAACAUACGUGUGUAUGACACUCGAGACGAUGAGUUCAAUCUUAUGAAGGUCAUAAGAGCCAGGGACGUAGGCUGGAGUGUCCUUGACACUGCCUUUAGUCCUGAUGGCAACUAUGUAGCCUAUUCAAGUUGGUCAGACUCCAUCCACCUGUGCAAUGUGUAUGGUGAGGAGGAAGUCCAUCAGUCCCUGCUGAUGAUGCCAACUGAGAACAGCUUUUGUAUCUUCUCCCUUAUGUUCUCAUCGGAUAACCGGGAGAUUCUUGGAGGAGCCAAUGAUGGUAACCUGUAUGUGUAUGACAGAGAUAAUGGACGAAGAUCUCUCAAGAUCGAUGCCCAUGAUGAUGAUGUGAAUGCAGUGGCCUUUGCUGAUGACAACUCCCAGAUUCUGUUCAGUGGGGGAGAUGAUGGGCUCAUCAAGGUGUGGGACCGCCGUAUGCUCAGGGAGGAGUCACCAGUGCCUGUAGGAGCACUGGCCGGGCACUAUGAUGGCAUUACUUACAUUGACUCCAAGGGUGAUGCCAGGUACCUUCUGUCCAACUCCAAAGACCAGACAAUGAAGCUCUGGGACAUCCGUAGCCUCUCCUCCAAGAAUGCAGUUGAACAAACAAAGAAAGCCGUAUCCAAGCAGCGGUGGGACUACAGGUGGCAACAAGUGCCGAAAAAAAUGCAUGUGAAGCCCCGCCUGGAAGGUGAUACCUCUCUGAUGACCUACAGGGGUCACUCUGUCCUCCACACGCUGAUACGGUGUCGCUUCUCUCCCAAGUUCAGCACCGGACAGAGAUAUGUGUACACAGGAUGUGCCCUAGGCAAUAUAGUCGUGUAUGAUACGUUAAGUGGUGACAUAGUGCGCAAGCUGGAGGGCCACAGGUCCUGUGUUCGAGACGUCAACUGGCAUCCAUUUGAGAACAACAUUGUAUCUGCCUCUUGGGAUGGAACCUUACGUAAAUGGAUGUACGUAUCCCCUGACAAAUACGAGGAUUUACAAGAUCCUUGCCUACGACCUUCAUCAAGUGAGGAUGAGAGCGGUGAAGACGAGGAUGGUGGCAGGAGGCAAAGUGUACAACAACGACAACAGAAACGAAAACGAUCAAUGAGUUCUUCCAGUUGCUAUGAACACAUUAAACACAAAGGUCUUUUUGAUUGAAUCGGGAUAGGUGUACAGUGAAUAAAGAACCUUUUGUUACAUAGGAUUUGAAGUAGUGGCCAGUGGAAGGUGAUAAGUCUGUUUAAUAAACUGGAAUCCACAGAUGUGUUAUUUAAAUACGCUUCCAAAAGGUUGAAGUGAAAGACGCACCUUCUCUUUGAUAUUAAAUGAAAAUGUGUGAUACAUCAGCCUAACCUUUUCCCUUAAUAUUGUAUGCUCAUACUGCUCAUAAUUAUGGUAUGUGCUGAUAUGUAAACAUUGCAAGAGAAUACAACAGUAUUCAUUCAGGAUAUAACAGAACAAAUUGAAUGUUUGUAUGUAUUCUAGAGGUCAAGUUAACAUGUACAUUGUAUAUUGAAAAUGUGAUCUAAGGAGAAUGAAAAUAGUUCGCUCACUGUCAUCAUGUGACUUAAGCAGGCCUGUGUGUUGAGAGCAUGCCGGGCUCAACGACAGGGCACCUUGUAUACACUGUAUAUGGCCAACCAAGGUCAUUGUAGAAUAGCUGGGAUUGAUAGAUGCUUGGUUGAGGCUAUCACUGCGAUAUGAUCCUUUAGAAGGUGAAAUAGAUCCCAUCAACGGAGUUGCAACUAUAAAACUAAAACAAUUUGUGUGUAUCAAUUGUUAAUGACAUAUCAUAUUGUUUGAAAGUAGUGGGUAAUAUCUAUUAUAACAAGUUUAAAUGGUCUACUAUAGAUUUAGCUUUUUAUUGAAUCCAUUUUUAUGAUGGAAUGGACCGGACUGGCCAUUAUAGUUGUCUACUGAAUGAACUUUCAUUUCCUUACAUAACUACUGUUAUAUGAUGGCUGGUCAAGGCAAAGAAUAAUCAUUAUAAUAUACACAAACAUAACAAUUGUGACUGAUCAUGAUCAGUUUAACGGCUUGGUUAUGUUUAUUGUUAGAUUGUGGCGAGACCAUCUAUUUAGUAUAAUUUCUGAUAUAAUUUUUAAAAUUUUAUCCAUAGUUAAAGUAUACUAAUGUUUUCUAUAAUAAAAACAUGCAAAUUAGUUUCUGAUAGUGGUUUUGAAUUUUAUGGGUAAUAAAACACAAAUGCUGUGUUGAUCAAAUGUUAUUUCGUAUAUUAGUUAAUAUUUAACUAUUAAUGAUGCCACUUUAUUUUAUAAGGCUAAGCAUUUUUAGUGUUGUGAAACUGGUCUUGUACACUUAUUAUUUAUGUGUAAUUAACUAUUUGUUGUGUAUGGAUCACUGUUUAUGGUAUGUUGAAAAUAAAAAAAAUAGUGUCUAGAUUUAGCUGGUGUAUGAAUAAUAUGUAGCCCUGGCUUUGCAAUUGGAGUAGCAUAAGAUAAUUUCAUAGAACAGCCUCAUGUAGUCAGGCUUUAAGAAUCUACAUGAACUUGCCGAAACUUGAUUAUUAAUGUUAAUUGCUUGUUGAAUUUUUCUACCGGUAUGUUAGACCAGUACUAUUGCUCAUUAUAUAAGCCAUGUUAUGAGAAACCUGCCCUUAAUACAAGCUGCACAGCUAUUCAGGGAGGACACAUUCCAUGAGAAACCCGCCCUUAAUACAUGUGCACAACCAAUCAGGGAGGACACGUUCCAUGAGAAACCCGCCCUUUAUACAUGUGCGCAGCCAAUCAGGGAGGACACGUUCCAUGAGAAACCUGCCCUUAAUACAUGUGCAUAGCUCAUCAGGGAGGACACGUUCCAUGAGAAACCCGCCCUUAAUACAUGUGCGCAGCUAUUCAGGGAGGACAUUUUCCGCGUGCACCGUAUUAUCAUUAAGGAGUAACUUCUUUAUAAGUGAAAAAUGCCACGAAAGAGUUUUCCCUGAUUAGCCUAUGCAGUCUGCACAUGCACUUAGGUCUGUUUUUCCUGAUUAGCCUGUGCAGUCUGCGCAUGCACUUGGGCUUGUUCCCAGUGCAAGGCUCAAAUAUUUGUCAAUGUAUGCCAAGCCUUGCCCAAUUUGCAAUAAUGAUAUGUACAUACUUAAGCAAAAAUACUUGUGCUCACUUGUAUUCUGUUGUUUGGGCCAAGUUGGCCUUGCUGAAAUAAUGUAUUAAAUAUAAAGUAAUUUGUGGAAAUAAAAAUCCAGUUAUUUUGUCAAAAUACUUGUUAUUGUAUACAAUAUAGUUAUUCUACCUAAAUCAUCAGUGUUUUUGGUGUUGCAUAGAGGCUAUUAAAGACAAGGUACAAACUUAACCCCAAAAUAAUAUGAGUCGUGCUCUGUGAAAAGGGGGUGUAAUGUUUGUGCGUAAAGUGUCGUCCCAGAUUAGCCUGUGCAGUCCACACCGGGACGACAUUUUCUGUUUUUAAAGAAAGUCUCAACAUAACUAAAAUCCUUUUAAGGCGGAAAGUGUGGUUCUUGAUUAGCCUGUGCAGACUACACAGGCUUAUCUGGGACAACACUUUCUGCACAUGCAUUAAACCAGGGCUCAUAUUGAUUCUCUUCACUGAGUGAUAAUCAGUUGUUUUAUAUAAUUUUUUGUCCAUGUUCUUUUAAAAUUCUGUUUUCAGCAAAAACCAGUGGAGAAAAAAAAAACGUUCAUUUUUCUUCUAUUUUCUGUAAAACAAAAUGAUUAAGUCUGUAUUUGCUUAUGUGCAGACAUGAUUGUAUGAUAUUUCUGUUUUAAAAUGUCCAUUUCAAACAUUAAUUCAGAUAACUAAGAGUGGUAGAAACUUAAUCACAAAUGUACUUAUAAGCAGAAUUUCUUUACUAGUAUAUUAAUAAAUGUAAUGUUUCAGUGUAACAUGUCUUUGUUAAAUGACAAUUGCAAGCAAAAUAUUUUUUUAUUAACAGUUUCAAUUUUCAUAUCCAAUUAAGGGGGUAUACCUGAAUCAACGCUUGAAACAAUUUAUUAGUUGUGUGCUUGUUGUAUAUAAUGUUUAUAGUUAAAUGACAAGUGAAUAUUUAGUACAGUCAUAUUCAUUAUUCCCUAUAGAGUGUUUCUUUUUAUAGGGAAUGAUACCUUUAACCCAUUUAGUGUAUCUUUGUUUUGUUUUUGUUAUGUUUUUGGUAAUAGUAAAAUAUAAUGAUUUGUAUGUUUUGUUGUUCUUUACCAUUUUACUACAGAAUGUGCAACUUGCUUUAGUUUCAUUCUCAUUAUUUCAUUGACAUUUAAAUUCAUAGAGAUAGUAUGUUCUUUAGUUUGUAGCUGUAUAAUCGUAAAAGAAUGCAUUCUUACUUCUCAUAUAUGUAUGUUUUUUGUAGUAACUGCUAGUAUGAUAUGCUAAAUCAUGAUUGAACUGUGAGGAUCUUUUGUAUGCAACUGUAAUUCAUGAUGUAUGUAUAUCUAGAGAAUUUAACUCCACUCUUCAUACUAUGUCUCCUUAUACUUAUCAAGUAAAGGGAUAAUCAUUCCAUCAAGUUAAGGGAUAAUCAUUCCUUCUAUUAAAAAAAAAUCAUGUAAAAUGGUACGAAAUAUGCCCCUGAGGAAAAAUCUGGCAUUAUGUCAAAUCACUUUGAUUUAUUUUACUUCUUCUUCAUCACUAUUAGCAAAUGAAUCCAUAAUAGAUAACAACUAAGUACUGCUUGUAUGUUUCCUAAGAAAACAAAGUUGCAUAGUUAAUCUUUUCAUAGUGCAAAAAAAAGGAAUUUUAGUAUCAUUCUCAUGUGAUUGUCAAAUAAAAAAGAAAUCCAUUAUUAUGAUGGUUAUAUCCGAUCUAUAAGAUAAUAAGAUCAAGAUAUAACUGAAAGGUACCGUUGAAGCAAAUGCUUAAUACCUGUAGCACUAUGGAGGCAGUCCAGUAAAUGGUGUAAUAAGUGCAAAAUAUGCCAGUAUAGGCAUAUAAUCUCAGGGUUUCCUUUUUCUGUUGUUUUUUGCCCCACUGGCCAGAGGCCAGCGGGGCUUAUGUCAUGGUCCUGUGUCUGUCAUGCGUGCGUGCGUUUGUGCGUGCGCUAACUUUUCCUUUAAACAUCUCCUAAACUACUGGUCCAAUUCUGAUGAAAUUUCUCAGGAAUGUUCCAGGGGUGAACCUCUUUCAAAUUUGUUCAAAUUAUGCCCCUGGGGUCAAAUUUGACCCUGCCUCGGGGGUUACAAAUUUGAAAAUUUGCUUAUAUAAGGCCUAUUUUGUGAAAACUUUCAAAAUCUUCAGGUCCGUAACCAUUGGGCCUAGGGCUAUCAAAUUUGGUAUGUAGAGACAUCUAAAAGUCCUCUACCAAAUUUAUUCAAAUUAUGCCCCAGGGGUCAAAUUUGACCCUGCCCCGGGGGUCAUAAAAUUCAACAUAUGCUUAUAUAGGGUCUAUUUUGUGAAAACUUUACAAAUCUUCUCGUCCAUAACCAUUGGGCCUAGGGCUACCAAAUUUGGUAUGUAGUGGCAUCUUGUAGUCCUCUACCAAGUUUGUUCAAAUUAUACCCUUGGGCUCUAGUUUGACCCUGCCCUGAGGGUCACAAAAUUGAACAUAUGCUUAUAUAAGGCCUAUUGUGGGGAAACUUUAAAAAUCUUUUUGUCCAUAACCAUAUGGCAUAGGGCUACCAAAUUUGGUAUGUAGUGACAUGUAAUAGUUCUCUUCUUAGUUUGUUCAAAUUAUGCCCCUGGGGUCAAAUUUGAAACUACCCCGGGGGUCACAAAAUUGAAGAUAUGCUUAUAAAGGGCUUAUUUUGUGAAAACUUAAAAAAAAAUCUGUCCAUAACCAUUGGGCCUAGGGCUCCCAAAUUUGGGAUGUAGUGACAUCUUAUAGUCCUCUACCAAGUUUGUUCAAAUUUUGCCCCUUGGGUCAAGUUUGACCCUGCCCCGAGGGUCACAAAAUUAAACAUAUGCUUAUAUAAGGCCAAUUUUGUGAAAUCUUUAAAAAUCUUCUUGUCCAUAACUGUAUGGCAUAGGGCUACCACAUUUGGUAUGAAGUGACAUGUAAUAGUUCUCUUCUUAGUUUGUUCAAAUUAUGCCCCUGGGGUCAAAUUUGAAACUGCCCCAGGGGUCACAAAAUUGAAGAUAUGCUUAUAAAGUGCUUAUUUUGUGAAAACUUAAAAAAUCUACUUGUCCAUAACCAUUGGGCCUAGGGCUACCAAAUUUGGUAUGUAGUGACAUCUUAUAGUCCUCUACCAAGUUUGUUCAAAUUAUGCCCCUGGGGUCAAAUUUGACCCUGCCCUGGAGGGUCACAAAAUUGAAUAAACGCUUAUAAAGGGCCUAUUUUGUGAAAUCUUUAAAAAAUCUUCUUGUUGAUAACCAUUCGGACUAUGGCUACCAAAUUUGGUAUGCAGUAACAUCUUAUAGUCCUCUACCAAGUUUGUUCAAAUUUAUGCCCUUUGGGUCAAAUUUGACCCUGACCCAUGGGUCACAAAAUUGAACAUUAUAUACGCUUAUAUCUUGCUUAUUUUUUGAAAACUUUUAAACUAUUCUUGUCCUUAACUCUAGGACCUAGGGCUACCACAUUUCGUAUGUAGUGAGAUAUAGUAGUCCUCUACAAAGUUUGCUCAAAUUAUGCCCCCUGGUGUUAAAUUUGACCCAGCCCAGGAGGUCACAAAAGUGUACAUGUGCUUAAAUAGGGCCUAUAUUUAAGUAUUUGCACAUGCAGAGAAAAUUUGUUUCAGCCUUUUUUUCAGCAGUGGAGCGAUACAGGGCCAUCAUAGCCCUCUUGUUUUCGCUUGUUUUGUGAACAAUAUUUUGUGUGCCCACAUACAUGUAAAUAUUUAAAAAAACAGAUUUUUGCGUCUACUUGGACAAGACAAUGUACAUUACAUUUUAAUCUCAGUUUAAAAGCAGUAGUUGCACAGUUUUAACAGUGACAAAAUAUUUUCUGACCUCACUGCAAGGAUUGUUUUUACUAAACAGUUAUGGUUCAUCUUAAAAAAAAGAAGUGUAAAAUAUUGACCAAGUUUAUAUUAAAAACAUAAACAAAAUGCUGGACAGGACCCCUUAACAGUUACACUAUCUUUUUAUCAAUACUGACUGAACAUUAUUAAUGAUCAAUGAUUUAUUGAUUUCGCAAGUUGUGUGGUCUCAUUAGGGGACAUGCAUAUGGUAUAAGGCCCAUUUUCGCAUGACAUGGCUCAAGUAAAAAAAUGUUCUAUAACUGUAUAUUGAAUCCUUGUUUUCAUAUUCUGUGUGUUGUGUAUAAUCAUGGCAUUCAAAGAAUAACAUUGUUCAUGUAUUCAUUUUACUGCAUGUAAACUGUGUUUCACAUAUAAAUUGUUUGUUCGUUUUUUUGUUAUGUAAAUAGAAUGAAAGCUAAUAAAAAUCUAAAUCAAAA